GUCUUGUUUGUCGCCGGUGUAUUUAAUGAAUUAAGUGGUCGAUAAACUGCUAAAAUGAAGCGGUUUGGGUUGUUGGUAGUGGCGUUAUUCUGCCUUACGGGGUUUGUAAGAGCAGAUGAAGAUCCUUUGGUGCAGGGAACCGUGGAAAAAGUUGAUUUAGAUCUGGGAGCCAGCAGGGAUGGCUCAAGAACAGACGAUGAGGUUGUUCAACGGGAAGAAGAGGCCAUCAAAUUGGACGGCCUCAAUGUGGCGCAGCUCAAGGAGCUCAGAGACAGAGCCGAAAAAUUCACCUUCCAAACCGAAGUUAACCGAAUGAUGAAGCUCAUCAUUAAUUCCCUUUACAGAAAUAAAGAGAUUUUCUUGAGAGAAUUGAUUUCUAACGCAUCGGAUGCCUUGGACAAAAUAAGGAUGCUUUCUUUAACCGAUAAGGAAGUUUUGGAUUCCACGCCUGAAAUGAACAUUCGCAUUAAGGCCGAUAAAGAGGCGGGCAUGUUGCAUAUCACGGAUACGGGUAUCGGUAUGACGAAAGAAGACCUCGUGAACAAUCUCGGUACCAUCGCCAAGUCCGGUACGGCCGAGUUCUUGAGCAAAAUGCAAGACUCCUCGUCUUCGCAAGACAUGAACGACAUGAUUGGUCAGUUCGGCGUCGGUUUCUACUCGAGCUUUCUGGUCGCCGACAAGGUAAUCGUCACGACGAAAAACAACGCCGACAAGCAGUACAUCUGGGAGUCGGAUUCUUCGAGCUUCAGCAUCGUGGAGGAUCCCAGAGGAGAUUCGCUGAAAAGAGGUUCCACGAUUUCGCUUCAGCUGAAACCCGAAGCCAAGGAUUUUUUGGAAAUCGAAACCGUUCGCAAUCUCGUGAAAAAAUACUCGCAAUUCAUCAACUUCCCCAUCUACCUGUGGGCCAGCAAAACCGAGAGCGUGGAAGAACCGAUCGAAGACGAAGAACCACCGACGGAUAAAAAAACUGAGGAUUUGGACGAAGACGCAGCCGUAGAGGAAGAGAAGGAAGAAGAUAAACCGAAAACCAAAAAAGUGGACAAGACCGUGUGGGACUGGGAGUUGCUCAACGACAGCAAGCCCAUUUGGACUAGGAAGCCUUCGGAAGUGGAAGAUUCCGAGUACGACGAGUUCUACAAGGCGCUCACCAAAGACUCCAAGGAGCCUCUGACGAAAAUUCACUUCGUCGCCGAAGGUGAAGUCACCUUCAAGGCUUUGCUCUACGUGCCCAAAGUGCAGCCUUCCGAAAGCUUCAACAGAUACGGCACCAAGACCGACAACAUCAAACUAUACGUGCGCCGCGUAUUCAUCACCGACGAGUUCAACGACAUGAUGCCGUCGUACCUGAGCUUCGUACAAGGCGUCGUCGAUUCCGACGACUUGCCUUUGAACGUGUCGCGCGAGACCCUCCAGCAACACAAACUGAUCAAGGUGAUCAAGAAGAAGUUGGUGCGCAAGGUGCUGGACAUGCUCAAGAAGAUCCCCGACGAGGAGUUCGCGAAAUUCUGGAAGGAGUUCUCCACCAACAUUAAGCUGGGCACGAUCGAAGACCCCAGCAAUCGCACGCGAUUGGCCAAGUUGCUGAUGUUCCACAGCUCCAACGGCGAGGAUUUGACGAAUCUCGCCGAUUACGUUAAGAGGAUGAAAGGUAAGCAGGACAAGAUUUUCUAUAUCGCCGGGUCGUCCAAGGAGGAGGUGCAGAAGUCGCCGUUCGUGGAGAGGUUGUUGCGUAAGGGGUACGAGGUUUUGUACAUGAUCGAGGCGGUGGAUGAGUACGCGAUUUCCGCCAUUCCGGAGUUUGAGGGUAAAAAGUUCCAGAACGUCGCCAAGGAAGGUUUCUCUCUAACCGAAGCCGAAGGUGGUAAAGAGCAAUUGGAGCAAUUGCAGAAGACGUACGAGCCUUUGACGAAAUGGUUGAACGAUGAGGCUUUGAAGGACCAAAUCGCGAAAGCCACGGUGUCCGAGAGGCUCAGUGACUCUCCGUGCGCCUUGGUGGCCAGUUUGUUCGGUUGGACCGGCAACAUGGAGCGUUUGGCGGUCUCCAACGCGCACCAGAAGUCCGACGAUCCUCAGAGGUCCUACUACUUGAACCAGAAGAAGACCUUGGAGGUCAACCCGCGGCACCCUUUGAUUAGGGAGUUGUUGAAGAGGGUCAAGGACGAUCCUUUGGACCCCACCGCCAAGGAUAUGGCUCUGAUGCUGUUUAGAACUGCCACGCUGAGGUCGGGGUACAUGCUGAGGGAGACGGCGGACUUUUCGCAAUCUAUUGAAGUCAUGAUGAGGAAGAGUCUCGGGAUUCCGUUGAACGAGCAGGUGGAGGAGGAAGAUGAUGCACCUGACGGAGACGGAAUUCCGGAUGAUGAAGAGAACGGCGAUCUCAAAGAUGAUCACGAUGAACUUUAAGUGUGUGUGUGUGCUGUUAUUGAUUGUUGUUACGCAAUCGCAAAGACUGUUUCUUUUUUCUAUUUGUAAAUUUAAAUUAAAAAUAAAUCCUUAUUUAAUUUA
Messenger RNA from Brassicogethes aeneus, 2505 nucleotides. The record is from the annotation of a GenBank genome assembly. NCBI's taxonomy places the organism in Eukaryota, Metazoa, Arthropoda, Insecta, Coleoptera, Nitidulidae.